This is a messenger RNA of Acanthopagrus latus (yellowfin seabream), 4109 nucleotides long. Its product is annotated as importin-13-like. The transcript is spliced from 23 exons. Bases 123 to 3008 code for a protein of 961 amino acids. Lineage: Eukaryota; Metazoa; Chordata; Actinopteri; Spariformes; Sparidae. The record is from RefSeq and is a predicted model, not a curated record. Gene Ontology annotation, biological process: protein import into nucleus. Gene Ontology annotation, molecular function: small GTPase binding. Gene Ontology annotation, cellular component: nuclear membrane; cytoplasm.
CCCACAGUGCAUGAAUGUAGCAAAAGAGCUCCCGGUGACGGAGCAGAGGCAGAAAAGCGGCAGGGAGCUGCCAGCAUCGUCUCAUACCGUCGCAGGACAGAAAGCUCCGUGUCAGCGGAGAUAUGGAGACGCCGGGGAGGAUAGUAGCCACACCGGACGCCCUGGACUUCACGGUGGAAAACGUAGAGAAGGCCCUCCACCAGCUGUACUAUGACCCCAAUAUAGAAAACAAGAAUCUGGCACAGAAAUGGCUAAUGCAGGCUCAGGUCUCGCCGCAGGCCUGGCAGUUCUGCUGGGCCCUACUGAGCCCAGAUAAGGUGCCAGAGAUCCAGUACUUUGGUGCAAGUGCCCUUCACACUAAGAUCUCUCGCUACUGGUCAGACAUCCCCACUGACCAGUACGAGUCUCUGAAGACCCAGCUGUUCUCCCAGAUUGCCUGCUUCUCCUCCGGCUCCAAGAUGGUGCUCACCCGACUGUGUGUGGCCCUUGCAUCUCUGGCGCUCAACACAAUGCCCGAGGCCUGGCCCGGCGCAGUGUCAGAGAUGGUGCGGGUGUUCCAAGAGGAGGGGGGAGGGGUGGAUGGGCGGGCACGCUGCCUGGCAUUGCUGGAGCUGCUCACCGUCCUGCCUGAGGAGUUCCAGACCAGCCGCCUGCCACAGUACCGAAAAGGACAGGUACGGGGAGCCUUGGGCCGGGAGUGGGGGUCAGUGUGUCCACUACUGCAGCAACUGCUGCGGCGAACGGACAGCCCCGGGGCGGUAAAAGCCCGCGUGCUGCGCUGCCUGUCAUCCUGGGUGCUGCUGGAUGUGCCCCUCAGCGAGAGCGAAGGCCUGGUGCACGACUGCUUCAGUGCCCUGCCUGACCCCGAGCUCUUCGACACAGCGGUGGAGGCAAUAGUCAAUGCAAUCUCACAGCCCGACUCCCAAAGAUAUGUGAACACUCUGCUGAAACUGGUUCCCCAAGUGCUGGCCCUCCAGGAGCAGCUCAGAGAGGCUGUUCAGAAUGGAGACAUGGAGACCUGCCACGGCAUCUGCCGGAUUGCUGUUACACUGGGAGAAAACCACUCUAGGACUCUGUUGGAGCAAGUGGAUCACUGGCAGAGCUUCCUGGCUUUAGUCAACAUGAUCAUGUUUUGUACAGGGAUCCCCGGCCACUACCCGGUCAAUGAGACCACCAGCUCACUCACACUCACCUUCUGGUACACGCUACAAGAUGAAAUAAUGUCGUUUGAAUCGGAUAAGCAGGCAGUGUAUCUGCAAGUCUACAGGCCAGUGUAUUUCCAGCUGGUGGAUGUUUUGCUACACAAAGCCCAGUUCCCCACCGACCAGGAGUACGCAUCCUGGUCCUGUGAUGAGAAAGAACAAUUCAGGAUCUACAGGGUGGAUAUCUCAGACACGCUCAUGUACGUGUAUGAGAUGCUGGGAGCAGAGCUGCUGAGUAACCUGUAUGAUAAACUAGGAAGACUGUUGACUAAUGCAGAGCAGCCCACAUCAUGGCAGCACACAGAGGCCUUACUUUAUGGCUUCCAGUCCAUAGCAGAGACGAUAGAUGUGAAUUACUCUGACGUCAUCCCAGGCCUGAUAGGACUCAUCCCCAGAAUCAGCAUCAACAACGUCCAGCUAGCAGACACAGUGAUGUUCACCAUAGGUGCUUUGGCUGAAUGGUUGGCAGACCACCCAGUGAUGCUCAGCAGUGUCUUGCCCUUGGUGCUUCAGGCUCUGGGGAACCCAGAUCUCUCUGUUUCUUCUGUCUCUACGCUUAAGAAAAUUUGUAGGGAGUGCAAAUAUGACCUGCCACCUUACGCGACCAACAUAGUAGCUGUCUCUCAGGAGGUGCUCAUAAAGCAGAUCCACAAGACGAGUCAGUGUAUGUGGCUGAUGCAGGCUCUUGGCUUCCUGCUAUCCGCUCUCCCUGUGGAAGACAUCUUAAGAAACCUUCACUCUCUCAUCACUCCCUACAUUCAGCAACUGGAAAAGCUAGCAGAUGAGACGCCUAAUCCCUCUAACAAACUGGCAAUCAUCCACAUCUUGGGGCUGCUGUCCAACCUCUUCACCACGCUCGACAUCAGCAAGCAGGACGAUGAGUCAGCAGAUGGCUCAGCACCACCUGUCAAAACAGCUCCACCUCCACCUGGACCAAACCCGGUGGUGGUGGUUUUGCAACAAGUGUUUGCUCUCAUACAGACUGUGCUCAGUAAGUGGCUCAACGACUCGCAGGUUGUAGAGGCUGUGUGUGCCAUCUUUGAGAAGUCGGUGAAGACUCUGCUCCAUGACUUUGCUCCCAUGGUGUCUCAGCUCAGUGAGAUGCUUGGGCAGAUGUACAGUACAAUUCCCCAGGCCUCCGCCCUGGAUCUCACACGACAGAUGGUACAUAUCUUUGCCAGUGAGACGGACCACUUCCCACCCAUCAAGGCUCUGUUCGAGCUGGUUACCUCGGUAACGCUGUCCAUCUUCCAGCAAGGACCCAGGGAUCAUCCUGAUAUUGUUGAUUCAUUUAUGCAACUCCAAGCUCAGGCCCUCAAACGGAAGCCCGAUUUGUUCUUGUCUGAGAGUCUUGACGUGAAAGCAGUGUUCCACUGUGGAGUUCUGUCGCUCAAAUUUCCUGAGGCUCCGACAGUCAAGUCAACGUGCUUGUUCUUUACGGAGCUGUUACCCCACUGCUCAGACGUGCCUCCGGUGGCAAGAGUGGUGCAGGAGGACGGGAAGCUGUUGAUCCAGGCCGUGCUGGAGGGCAUCGGAGGCGGGGCAACUCGCAGCCUGAUGGACCAGUUCGCAGAAGUGCUUUUCAGUCUGAACAAGCACUGCUUUUCUCUGCUCGCUGUGUGGUUGAAGGAGGCGCUGCAGCCGCCCGGCUUCCCGUCAUCGCGGGUCACAACGGAACAGAAAGACAACUUCUCACAUCAGAUACUUAGAGAACGAGUGAACAAGAGGAGGGUGAAGGACAUAGUGAAGGAGUUCACACUACUCUGCAGAGGGCUCCACGGUACAGAGUACGCCGCUGAAUACUGAAACUCUACCCUUGAACUCUCAUCUAACCGUGACCUCUGCCCUCAGCGUAAAACAGCUGGAUGCCACAGUUCUCACAAACCCUGUCAGUGAAGAAUAUCAUGAAAUGAUUGUAACGAUAACCCGCCCCGCCGCAGGACAAGACAUGAAACUAUUCCAGCACAGACCUGCCAUCGGAUUAAUGGACAAACACGAAAAAUCCCCCCGGUGGCUUCAAGGAGGCUGCCCUCUCUGCCCUGAUUUAUCUUUUCUGUUCCGAGAUCAAUCGUUUCUCGCUCCCUCCUCUUUCCUCUAAUUUAAAGGUCUUUUCUUUAGAAGAGCUUCGAGCAGCACUCCCAGCAUGCUGCCUCAUGCCUCCUUCUAUCUCUGUCUUGUUCUGCCUUUCUAGAUCUUCCCGUGGUUCCUAGGCUGUUUCCUGGUGAUUAGCAUCCAUAUGAAAAUGGUAGUGGUAUCGUACGUAGCUACUUGACAUUAUUUUUCAAAAAAAAUGAAUCAAAGUAAUUAUAUAAAUGUAUAUGUAAACACAUAUAGGAAAGAUGGUGGUUGUCAGUCCUGCUGCUGCUAAUGGGAAGAGAGGAGGACCAGUGUCAGUCAGGAGGGGAUUCUGCAGGAACAAAUGACAUCAAUAUGAUUCUAUGUACUUCCACUCAUGCCCCCGUGAUCUCUGCAUUUGCCAAAUUAUCCCGAAAUGUUUUUGUGAAAUCGUCCUUCUUUUUGUUAUAUAUGCCUUUUGGGGGUAUGAGUGGAGAAAGAAACCCACAUAACUGGACUAAACAACAGUUUGCGCUCUUGCCCAGCCCUCUGUGUACAGGGCUAUACCUCAUGUACAUACAGUCCCACCCAGUCAUACUGCAGUCUCCUCGGGUUGUCGGGAGUGGUCUUUAUGCAUCGGUCCCUUAGGUAAAGCAGGACUGCCGAGAAAGCACAGGCUGAAGCAAGAAAAGGAAUUGUAGUAGCUGGCAGCGAGAAAGAGGCACAAGAGGGAAAGCGAGAAGGGAACCGAGAGUUUGGAGGGAUGAAUAAUCCUGACGACGGACUGCUUAGUCACUGUAAUCGUGCAAAAAUAUUAAUCAAGUUGUGCAUAUUAACAGUUAUUGCCGAACA